Messenger RNA from Oncorhynchus kisutch (coho salmon), 2678 nucleotides. RefSeq names its product extensin-2-like. The transcript is spliced from 2 exons. The record is from RefSeq and is a predicted model, not a curated record. Lineage: Eukaryota; Metazoa; Chordata; Actinopteri; Salmoniformes; Salmonidae. The coding region runs from base 308 to 1369 and encodes 353 amino acids.
AUGCGUCUGGUCUCUCUCACGAGGUCAGUCCACCCAGUCACUACCUGCCCUAUGCCUCUGGUCUCUCUCACGAGGUCAGUCCACCCAGUCACUACCUGCCCUAUGCCUCUGGUCUCUCUCACGAGGUCAGUCCACCCAGUCACUACCUGCCCUAUGCGUCUGGUCUCUCUCACGAGGUCAGUCCACCCAGUCACUACCUGCCCUAUGCGUCUGGUCUCUCACACGAGGUCAGUCCACCCAGUCCCUACCUGCCCUAUGCUUCUGGUCUCUCUCGACGUGGUCAGUCCACCCAGUCCCUACCUGCCCUAUGCUUCUGGUCUCUCUCGACGUGGUCAGUCCACCCAGUCACUACCUGCCCUAUGCCUCUGGUCUCUCUCACGAGGUCAGUCCACCCAGUCACUACCUGCCCUAUGCCUCGGGUCUCUCUCACGAGGUCAGUCCACCCAGUCACUACCUGCCCUAUGCCUCGGGUCUCUCUCACAAGGUUAGUCCACCGAGUCACUACCUGCCCUAUGCCUCUGGUCUCUCUCACGAGGUCAGUCCACCCAGUCACUACCUGCCCUAUGCGUCUGGUCUCUCUCACGAGGUCAGUCCACCCAGUCCCUACCUGCCCUAUGCCUCUGGUCUCUCUCACGAGGUCAGUCCACCCAGUCACUACCUGCCCUAUGCCUCUGGUCUCUCUCACGAGGUUAGUCCACCGAGUCACUACCUGCCCUAUGCCUCUGGUCUCUCUCACGAGGUCAGUCCACCCAGUCACUACCUGCCCUAUGCGUCUGGUCUCUCUCACGAGGUCAGUCCACCCAGUCCCUACCUGCCCUAUGCUUCAGUCCACCCAGUCACUACCUGCCCUAUGCAUCUGGUCUCUCUCACGAGGUCAGUCCACCCAGUCACUACUUGCCCUAUGCCUCUGGUCUCUCUCACGAGGUCAGUCCACCCAGUCACUACCUGCCCUAUGCCUCUGGUCUCUCUCACGAGGUCAGUCCACCCAGUCACUACCUGCCCUAUGCCUCUGGUCUCUCUCACGAGGUCAGUCCACCCAGUCACUACCUGCCCUAUGCCUCGGGUCUCUCUCACGAGGUUAGUCCACCGAGUCACUACCUGCCCUAUGCCUCUGGUCUCUCUCACGAGGUCAGUCCGCCCAGUCACUACCUGCCCUAUGCGUCUGGUCUCUCUCACGAGGUCAGUCCACCCAGUCCCUACCUGCCCUAUGCUUCAGUCCACCCAGUCACUACCUGCCCUAUGCCUCUGGUCUCUCUCACGAGGUCAGUCCACCCAGUCACUACCUGCCCUAUGCCUCUGGUCUCUCUCACGAGGUCAGUCCACCCAGUCACUACCUGCCCUAUGCGUCUGGUCUCUCUCACAAGGUUAGUCCACCGAGUCACUACCUGCCCUAUGCCUCUGGUCUCUCUCACGAGGUCUGUCCACCCAGUCACUACCUGCCCUAUGCGUCUGGUCUCUCUCACGAGGUCAGUCCACCCAGUCCCUACCUGCCCUAUGCUUCAGUCCACCCAGUCACUACCUGCCCUAUGCCUCUGGUCUCUCUCACGAGGUCAGUCCACCCAGUCACUACCUGCCCUAUGCCUCUGGUCUCUCUCACGAGGUCAGUCCACCCAGUCACUACCUGCCCUAUGCGUCUGGUCUCUCUCACGAGGUCAGUCCACCCAGUCCCUACCUGCCCUAUGCCUCUGGUCUCUCUCACGAGGUCAGUCCACCCAGUCACUACCUGCCCUAUGCCUCUGGUCUCUCUCACGAGGUUAGUCCACCGAGUCACUACCUGCCCUAUGCCUCUGGUCUCUCUCACGAGGUCAGUCCACCCAGUCACUACCUGCCCUAUGCGUCUGGUCUCUCUCACGAGGUCAGUCCACCCAGUCCCUACCUGCCCUAUGCUUCAGUCCACCCAGUCACUACCUGCCCUAUGCAUCUGGUCUCUCUCACGAGGUCAGUCCACCCAGUCACUACCUGCCCUAUGCCUCUGGUCUCUCUCACGAGGUCAGUCCACCCAGUCACUACCUGCCCUAUGCGUCUGGUCUCUCUCACGAGGUCAGUCCACCCAGUCCCUACCUGCCCUAUGCCUCUGGUCUCUCUCACGAGGUCAGUCCACCCAGUCACUACCUGCCCUAUGCCUCGGGUCUCUCUCACGAGGUUAGUCCACCGAGUCACUACCUGCCCUAUGCCUCUGGUCUCUCUCACGAGGUCAGUCCGCCCAGUCACUACCUGCCCUAUGCGUCUGGUCUCUCUCACGAGGUCAGUCCACCCAGUCCCUACCUGCCCUAUGCUUCAGUCCACCCAGUCACUACCUGCCCUAUGCCUCUGGUCUCUCUCACUAGGUCAGUCCACCCAGUCACUACCUGCCCUAUGCCUCUGGUCUCUCUCACGAGGUCAGUCCACCCAGUCACUACCUGCCCUAUGCGUCUGGUCUCUCUCACGAGGUCAGUCCACCCAGUCCCUACCUGCCCUAUGCCUCUGGUCUCUCUCACGAGGUCAGUCCACCCAGUCACUACCUGCCCUAUGCCUCUGGUCUCUCUCACGAGGUCAGUCCACCCAGUCACUACCUGCCCUAUGCGUCUGGUUUCUCUCACAAGGUCAGUCCACCCAGUCCCUACCUGCCCUAUGCUUCUGGUCUCUCUCACGAGGUCAGUCCACCCAGUCACUACCUGCCCUAUGCCUCUGGUCUCUCU